GCUUCCUGUUCCGGCGCCAGGAGGAGUCGCGCGGGGCUAGGGCUGGUGCUGUAGCUGCUGCCGUCGUCAGUAAGGCUGCGUUCGGUUGUUUAGCGCCUUGUUUUCUCGGACCCAUCGUCACCUCUAGACCUUGCUGCGGGGUCGGAUCCUGCCGGGAAAAUGUCUGAUGAAUUUUCGUUGGCAGAUGCACUACCUGAACACUCUCCUGCCAAAACCUCUGCUGUUAGCAAUACAAAACCUGGUCAGCCUCCUCAAGGCUGGCCAGCCUCCAACCCUUGGAAUAACCCAAGUGCUCCACCUUCUGUGCCAUCUGGACUCCCACCAAGUGCAACACCUUCCACUGUGCCUUUUGGACCUGCACCAACAGGAAUGUAUCCCUCUGUGCCUCCCACUGCACCGCCUCCAGGACCCCCAGCACCCUUUCCUCCUUCUGGACCAUCAUGCCCCCCACCUGGUGGUCCUUAUCCAGCCCCAACUGUGCCAGGCCCUGGCCCCACAGGGCCAUAUCCUACACCAAAUAUGCCCUUUCCCGAGCUUCCUAGACCCUAUGGUGCACCCACGGAUCCAGCUGCAGCUGGUCCUUUAGGUCCAUGGGGAUCCAUGUCUUCUGGACCGUGGGCACCAGGAAUGGGAGGGCAGUAUCCUACCCCUAAUAUGCCAUAUCCAUCUCCAGGGCCAUAUUCUGCUCCUCCUCCUCCCCAAGCUCCAGGGGCUGCACCGCCUGUUCCAUGGGGCACUGUUCCACCAGGUACCUGGGGACCACCAGCACCAUAUCCUGCCCCUGCAGGAUCAUAUCCCACACCAGGACUCUACCCCACUCCCAGUAAUCCUUUUCAAGUGCCUUCAGGACCUUCUGGUGCUCCGCCAAUGCCUGGUGGCCCCCAUUCUUACCAUUAAGUUAACAAUGGACGAAGAGAUGACGCUUUGCUUUUUGAAGUACAUAUAUAUGCACAUGAGUGCAUAUAUAAAGAUUGCUGGUUUCAUUAUUCUUAAGAGGGCAUUCAUGAAAGAACAACUCUUGCAACUCCCAGAGAAGAUAUCUGCCUCUUGUAAUUGGGUGUACAGUUGGAACAAUCAGAUAAAACCAUAAAUCAUUCAAAUGUGAUUUUUAUUUGGUUUUCAUGGAAAGUUAAAGUGAUUAAGUAUGUUAAAUAGCUCUUUGAUAGAAUUCGUUUAAAACGUGAAACCACACACUUAAAAAUCUAAGAUGAUGUGGAUUGUUAUUAGAAUCUGCAACUUGAUUGGCACAUUAUUUUCAGUUUUUUUAUAAUUACUUUUUCCUUAAAUAAACACACUUUGAAAAUCACAUUGCCAUAAUUUAGACAAAUGAUGCCUCUAAACAUUUUGAGCUGUUCUUUCUUUAGGAGAAAUACUCCUGGUCUUCUUGAGGUUAUAUUUUGGAUAUACAUUUAAAACUGUCAGUAAUUAUUAUCAGAUAUUGAGUUAAUUAGCUAGCCAGUGUUCCAUUUUUAUCCUUGAGCUUUGGUUAGUAAAAAAUUUUUGAGUUCCACCUAAUUUGGUUUCUUUUUAGCCAAAUGGGUCAUACAGCUCUUAAAUCUGCCAUUUAGACAAAUGUAACUUUUUUUUUUUUUUUUAAAUCUAGGCCAAUGUGUAUGUAAAUUAUGGUCUUAGAGAAUUGACUUCUUUUUUUAUUGCUUUAGAAUGGAUUAUGAGAUGUCCAUAUUGCUUUGAGAUGAGUUCAAGGAAGGAAAAAAUUCUCUAACCCCUGGGAAUUACUUCAGAGUAACAAGAAAUUUGCAUUCCCACAAAACCUGAGGCAGCUUUUCUGCCCAGACCAUUCCCUGUAGUCCCCCUCUCCCUCAGUUCUUUAAGGAGCACAUCCUUUAUUCUUCCCUGAUAAGGAAAACUGGCACACUCUAGUGGUCUGUCAUAAACAUUAUAUAGCAGUUACGUUUAGAGAACCUUAACUCACACAGACAUGGCUGUUCUCUUUGUACAAGUGAGACUCAGAAUGUGUAUUUGUCUUUCAGAGUCUGGUUACAAUAUGUUAACUGUUUCCUGAAUAGUUUUAAUAGUUUUCUGGAUCUCUGUAAAGUGCUUAUGGCUAACAGUUCAGUUCUGUAUUUGUUGACAGGUAAAUAAGUGGAAUCGAGUGCCAUCCUUGAAAGAAGUAUCCUCUUAACACAGGAAAAUAAUAAUAAAUGGUAGAUCUCUGCAACUGAGUUUAAAGCAGUAUGACUGUGUUGCUUAAAUAUUAAAUAUUGUUUAUAACCACCAGAACAACUCUAGUAGCUUUUUGGCACUGCACCUUUAAAUCAGAUUGUUAGAUUUGGAAUAAAUGAGUUUGACAGUAGAACUGACCUUGUUAUUUGUUAAAUAACAUUUUAAAACUUUGAAUGUAUCCAUUGGGUUUCAAAAGUGUAUUGUGGAUUUAUUGGACCAGUGUUGGAGAGAUUUAUGCUGGAGCACUGUUGAGGAAUCUAAUAUUUAAUAGUUUGUUUCUCCUACAAUUAAAAUGUAAGAAUGCCAAAUGCUGCCAAUUUUAAUGAUUUGAUAGCUACCUCCGUUUAAGAAAGCAAGAUGGUCACCUUUGAGGGACAUUCAGUGUUUAAGCCUCCCUUAUUUUAAGGAGAUGAUAAAUUUCAAGCUUUCAGAAUUGAUACAGGUAGAAACUAACUUGUUGAGAUAUGUUCAAGCUGGGGAAAGUUGUUAGGCAGCCCUUACAUAGUGACACACCUGGUCUUUUACUUCCUUGCAAGGGCAGGUGGCAGCAUCUACAGCACUCCUAGAAUCUGUUGUCAAAGUAGCCUGAAGUUUACAAGGCAGGUAGCCUUAGGAGAUGUCAUAACUUAAAUUAUCAGUAUCAUAAUGCAGGGAGCCCUGGUGGCACAGUGGUUAUGCACUCGGCUGCUAACCAAAAGAUCGGUGGUUUGAUGUGGCAAUCUAUUCCUUAAAGAUUACAGCCUUGGAAACCCUUGGGGCAGUUCUAGUCUGUCCUGUAGGGUUGUUCUGAGUCGGUAUCUACUCAGUGGCAAUUGGUAUCAUAAUGUCAGGUAACUGCAGGGAUAAGAUGAUAGGGAAAAUGAGCUGACAGCAAAGAUCCCUCUCCUUAUAGUUAUUUUGGUUGCCUGAUGUUGAGAUAAGUUGCCAGCUCCAGCUUUCGAUGGAGUAUUUAAUGUAACACUAGAGAGGGGGUGUUGUUAGGUGCCGGCAAGUCAGUUCCGACUCAUAGCAACCCUGUGCACAACAGGGUAUAGUCUGACUAAAAGAAGAGGUAGCAAGUUUGAGAACCUACAAUGGUCAGGUUUUUUUGUCUUGGUUAUGGAAGAAAAUGUUUUGUGAAAGAAUUUACAGGGCCAUGAACACAAGAUUAGAGAUUACUACUCCCCAUAAGUGUAACUUUGUUAAUAACUCAUAUUGCCCAUUGUGCCCUAGAUGAUACUGCCAUUUUAACCCUUAGCUUUCAAAGACUUUCCAUCUGGAAAGUUGGGAGGGAGGGGGACUGGGAGUUGGGGUGUUUUUUUUUUGUUUUUUUUUUAAAUGUAAGAAUGGAAAUCAAAGGGAUCAUAGAAUUUGCUUUUAUACUCUUUAUUUCUGUAGAGCACCAUUUCUCCAAUUGGAGGGAAUCUCAAUUCUUGUGGAUACUCUGGGCCAAAAAAUACUUUUGGAUUUAGGGUGGAGUUGAAAGCAGAAGAGGUUUCAGUGGAGGAAGGGGAAAAGCAUCUAGGAAGGGUUUUUUUCUUUACCAGAGGACAGUGUUGGCUUUCAAAACAAGUCACGCUAGGCUGAGAUUGGUUUAUGGCAGAGACUGCUUGUUAGUACAUUUGGUCUUAAGGGAAUACAUGCUGGCAUUUGGGCUUUAGAGCAAGGGUUUUAAAUUUGGUGGAGAUAAUUGAGAUGUGUUGAGGGAUAAUGUUUCUGGAGUUAAAAAUCUUUGAUUUCGAAUUAAAAUAUUUCAGUGCUGAGGUUGAACCUAAAAAUCACAGUGAAAAUUAAAACUUUUAAAUAGAAAUAGUGCAAGGUACAGUAUAUAGACCUUAAGUCUUUCAUACACAUUUUGCAAGAAUCAAAUGCUCCUUAAAGGAGUGUUUAAAAUACCUUGACUUCUCUAUACAGGACUCAGCCUGACAUCUUUUCAUACUUUUGAAGAGGCGGUUUAUAUAGCUCUGACUCCACAGCCCUAUUUUGUUUAAAAUAUUAUUUGGGAAUAGCCGAUAAUUUUUUUCUUUUUUUUUUUUUAAAUCAAGGUCCUCCUCCUUUGUUUGUCCAUUUUGCUGUUUCUUGUCUUUAGUAAAGAAUAACAAUUGGGCAGAGAAGAAAAGGGGUGAAUUUUUGGCCUUGGCGAGUCACACCACUGCAAUAGAAUAUUGGAAUAUUUUCUAGGGAAAAAAGUCAAUUGUGCCAUGAUGUUUUACCUCACAGAUAAUUAGUGCCACCUGUAGUACUCAAGUGUACGGUUUUUGAAGCUGUUUGUAUAGAUGAACAUAGCUGUACUCAAAAUACUGUGCCUAAGUUACAUAUCAAUUGCCUACAUUUUUAAAUGAGUUAGUGCCAAUGUCUUCCUUUCUCACCCUGAAUAAUCUAGAGCUGGCUUUAUAAAACGCCAGUUUUAAACCCUGGAAAUUAAACUUAAGGACAGACCAAAUGUUAAAGUAUUUGAAAAUUAUAAAUCUAAGUUCAGAUGAAUCACAUAAUUCUGUUCUGUGCAUAGAAAGUGGUGGGUAGUUUUCAGGGAAGACUAAUUUUAAUAAAGCAAUAUUUAGUAUUGAAGACAGACACUGUUCUUUUUGUUUGCAAAAUCCUGCCAAGUAAAAAAUUGCCAAUAAUCAGUGUUAAAGAAAUGCCUUGCAAAUUCUGGCUUUAGAAAACAUGGGAGGACUGCAUUCAUUCAACAGACAUUUAAAUGUCCAUGGUCCAGGUGCUUUGCCAUAUGCCAGAGAUCAGAGAUACAGCAGUGAAAGAUCAAUCCCUGUCCUUGAGAGGCUCAUGGUCUACAGGUGGCUUUACUGAAUUCAUUAGUAGUUUUAUAUAGAUGAACAUAUUUUAAUAUUGUUAGUGGAAGUUACAGAUCAGCUUCUGGGCAUUUUAAAGGGCAGAGUCCAGUAUACCUUUUUUUUUUUUUUUUUUUUAAAGAAACUGAUUUUUUUUUCUUUCCAAAAGUGUAGUGCUUAUCAGUGUAACUACUCAAAUGUACAGUCAUGGGAUGUUUUUCCUCUCUUUCCCUAGAUGAAGGCACUUUCAUUGCCUGUCACUGAUUAGCAGAUACUGAUUUGUUGCCAUUAAGUAAACUUGACUUAUGAGUGCUCUGUAAAGAUUUUUUGUAUUUUUUUCUUGAAAUUGUGGUUUUUCAUUGACUUUAAUGACAAGUUUAAUGUAUGUAAUUGUCUAUGCAUUUUAAGUUAAACUGCCUAAAAUGUGAUGUGAGACAUAUACAUUUGUAUUAUGAACUGUAAGCAAUCUGUUUGAGAUGUUAGGUUUUAUCACCUGCUGCUGUAUUUGUAAACAAAGACAAAUGUUGCUUUAAGAAGUAAUUAUAAUUAGGAAUAGUCUAUGGAUGUGAUACUUGAUAUUUUUAAAGAUAAACUUGUUUGCUUUUGUGUACUAUUAUCUGAAAACUUUUUUAAAAACGUA
Molecule: messenger RNA, 5592 nt
Organism: Trichechus manatus latirostris (Florida manatee)
Lineage: Eukaryota; Metazoa; Chordata; Mammalia; Sirenia; Trichechidae
Gene: MAPK1IP1L
Product: mitogen-activated protein kinase 1 interacting protein 1 like
Exons: 4
Coding region: 160-897 (245 amino acids)
Source: RefSeq, a predicted model, not a curated record